This is a messenger RNA of Aegilops tauschii subsp. strangulata, 411 nucleotides long. Lineage: Eukaryota; Viridiplantae; Streptophyta; Magnoliopsida; Poales; Poaceae. The record is from RefSeq and is a predicted model, not a curated record.
AUGGCUUCGCCAAGUACUGCUGCUGUGUUGGCCGUGCUUGUCGUCGUGCUGUUGGGAAUGGGAUGCCCGGCCGCGGCGACAUGCAGCGACUGCGCGUCGCAGUGCAGCUUGUCGUGCAGCGCCCGCAACUUCCCAUGUAGCAGCGACUGCAGCCCGAUCCCGGCGUGCGUGGAGCACUGCAAGGCCACAGAGGUCCCAAAGUGCGUGGCCGGCUGCUCACAUAGCUGCAACAGGAGCUGCCCGAGCGGGGGGUGCAACUGCGCUACUGCCUGCGACGGCUGCCACAGCGGCGUCGAGAUCCAGUGCAAGAGGAACUGCACCAAUUCACAGUUGUGCAACGCCUGCAAGGACAACUACUCCCGUCAGUGCAACGCCUGCUGCACCUCCUACUGCAACAAAAACUGUGCCUGA